Molecule: messenger RNA, 8827 nt
Organism: Astyanax mexicanus (Mexican tetra)
Lineage: Eukaryota; Metazoa; Chordata; Actinopteri; Characiformes; Acestrorhamphidae
Gene: pi4kab
Product: phosphatidylinositol 4-kinase, catalytic, alpha b
Exons: 57
Coding region: 211-6645 (2144 amino acids)
Biological process (GO): phosphatidylinositol phosphate biosynthetic process; phosphatidylinositol-mediated signaling
Cellular component (GO): plasma membrane; cytoplasm
Molecular function (GO): 1-phosphatidylinositol 4-kinase activity
Source: RefSeq, a predicted model, not a curated record
AACCGGAUCCGCGCUGUUGCAGCUGCAGCUGUUCUCCCGCGACACGCCCUCCGUUUCUGCACAUCACGCGCAUCAGAAAGCGCACGCCUCCCGCUCCCUCUCCCCGCGCGCGGGGUGCAGUGCGUGUUUUGUUCCUUAGGACUUGCCGUAUUGCGGCUCUCGCCCACGGAUCUGUGUUUAUUGCGGUGAACCUCAACUUUCCCCGCAUCCAUGAGGGGCGCGAGCAUGUCCGCGCGGGGAAGCGGAACGCGGGGCUUCUAUUUCAACACGGUGCUGUCGCUCGCGCGCUCACUGGCCGCGCACAGACCCGCGCCCGCGGAGAAGGUACAGAAGCUGCUGUGUAUGUGCCCGCUGGACACCCGGGGUGUGUUUUCUUUGGAUAUCAGACGCAGGGACGCUGUCAUUGCUCUGGCUGUGUUUCUGGUGGAAUCAGAUUUACAGCACAAAGAUAUGGUGGUGGGUUACUUGCUGAGUCUGCUGAAGGGGCUUCCCAGGGUGCAGUGGGUGGAGGAGGCAACUGGGAGAAAGAGCAAAGAGAGUCUUCCGAUGGCGGAGAUCUUCAGCUUCUGCUUGGUCACGCUGCUGUUUGAUGUGGCACUGAGAGACCCGGAGUCGUGCACUCAGAUUGUGGAGGCUGUAAUGGAAUUGAUGCAGUCUCUGUUAGAGAUCUUUCAGGCUCCAGAAAACCAUGAUAAAGUUUACCUGUGUAAAUAUUUGGUGCCGUGUCUCCUGGGCGUGACGCGGGCAUUCGGACGCUAUGGCAACAUGAACGAACCGUUACUGUCCCAACUCUUCCCUCGUGUGUCAUGCCAACCUGCGCCGCGUGUUGCCGUGGAAACGGAGGGCAUCCGCAGGCGCUCCUUUAAUGACUUUCGCUCCAUCCUGCCGAGCUCUCUGCUCACAGUGUGCCAAGGAGACACACUCAGACGCAAGGCUGGCACUGCCAGUGCUGAAACACAGGGGAGCCCAGAGAGAGGUGGGCCGUCACCCUGCUCUCCCACUGCUCCCGGCCCUCAGUACUUUGAAGGUUCAUAUCUUCCAGACGGAAGUGCAGUGGACCCUGAUUAUUACUUCACCACCGUCAGCUCCAGCUUCUCUGUCUCUCCUCUCUUUACUGUAGCCAGCGGACAGGAGAUGAACAUGCCUCUGGAACUGCUCAGACAGCUCCUGCACAUGGUGAAAAUCUUUGUGUCUGAUUCAUUUCUAAAGACCCUGGAUGGAACUAUAGGGGAAGUAACUGAGACAAACCCAGGCGCUGAUCUCUUCUACAAAUCAUUCAGUGACCCUCUGUACGUCAGCAUGUUUAAGAUGCUCAGAGAUACACUCUAUUACAUGAAAGAUUUGCAGUCAGGCUUUGUGAAGGAGGUUCACGACUUUGUGUUGGAGCAGUUCAGCAGCAGCCAAUCAGAGCUGCAGAGGGUGCUUCAUGAAGCAGAAAGGUUGCCAGGGCAACCUAGUCCCUUAAAGCUGCGUUGCCACGCCAACGCCGCCUGCGUGGAUCUCAUGGUGUGGGCCGUCAAAGAUGAGCAAGGAGCUGAGAAUCUCUGCACUAAGCUGUCUGAGAAACUUCAGUCUAAAACCUCCAGUAAAGUCAUCAUAGCUCACAUGCCUCUCCUCAUCUGCUGCCUCCAGGGUCUGGGUCGGCUUUGUGAACGUUUUCCGGUGAUCGCUCACUCUGCCACCAUGUCUCUGAAAGACUUUCUGGUGGUGCCGUCCCCAGUUUUGAUCAAACUCUACAAAUACCACAGUCAGUCCAGCUCAGGUGGAGGAGAGAUCAAGAUCAGCGUGACCAAUGAGCAUUCCCAGUCCACCUUCAACAUCCUGUCUAACAGGAAGGACCAGCCUUCUAUGUAUGAACAACUGAGGGACAUCUCCAUCGACAACAUCUGCAGAUGUCUGAAGGCGGGGCUUAGCAUGGAUCCUGUUAUAGUAGAAGCAUUUCUAGCCAGUCUUUCAAAUCGGCUGUACAUCUCUCAGGAAAAUGACAAGGAAGCCCACCUGAUUCCAGACCACACUAUCCGAGCUCUGGGCCACAUCGCCGUGGCGAUGAGAGACAGUCCGAAGGUGAUGGAGCCGAUCCUCCAGAUCCUGCAGCAGAAGUUCUGUCAGCCUCCGUCUCAGCUGGAUGUGCUGAUUAUAGAUCAGCUGGGCUGCAUGGUCAUCACUGGCAACCAAUAUAUUUAUCAGGAGGUGUGGAACCUGUUCCAGCAGAUCAGUGUUAAAGCCAGUAACCUGGUGUACUCUGCUACCAAAGACUACAGAGACCAUGGAUACAGGCACUGCUCUUUAGCAGUGAUCAAUGCUUUAGCGAAUAUCGCCGCUAAUCUGCAGGGAGAGCCGCUGGAAGACGAGCUGCUGAUUAAUUUACUGGAGCUGUUUGUUCAGCUGGGACUGGAGGGGAAGAGGGCGAGCGAGCGGGCGAGCGAUAAAGGACCCGCCCUGAAGGCCUCCAGCAGUGCAGGGAAUCUUGGUGUUCUAAUUCCAGUGAUUGCAGUGUUGACCCGGCGGUUGCCCCCCAUUAAAGAGGCUAAGCCCCGCCUUCAGAAGCUGUUCAGGGAUUUUUGGCUUUACUCGGUGGUCAUGGGCUUCGCUGUAGAAGGUUCCGGACUGUGGCCUGAGGAGUGGUAUGAGGGGGUUUGUGAAAUUGCUACGAAGUCGCCGCUGCUCACGUUCCCCAGCGGAGAGCCGCUACGCUCCGAGCUUCAGUACAACUCCGCCCUGAAGAACGACACUGUGACUCAGGCGGAGCUGAACGAUCUGCGCAGCACCAUAAUUAAUCUGUUGGAUCCGGCGCCGGAAGCUGCGGCUCUCAUUAACAAACUGGACUUCGCCAUGUGCACCUACCUGCUGUCCGUCUACAGACUGGAGUACAUGAGGAUGCUGCAUUCGAACGAUGCGGACAGGUUCCAGGUGAUGUUCAGAUAUUUUGAGGACAAGGCCAUACAGAAGGACAAGUCAGGGAUGAUGCAGUGUGUGAUCUGUGUUGGCGACAAAGUGUUUGAGGUGUUUCUCCAGAUGAUGGCAGAAAAGCCAAAAACUAAAGAGCAUGAGGAGGAGCUGGAACGCCACGCACAGUUCUUACUGGUCAACUUUAACCACACCCACAAGAGAAUUCGACGAGUGGCUGACAAGUAUCUUUCAGGAUUGGCUGAAACGUUUCCUCACCUGCUGUGGAGCGGACGAGUUCUGAAGACUAUGUUGGACAUUUUGCAGACACUGUCUCUGUCUCUGAGUGCGGAUAUUCACAAGGACCAGCCUUAUUAUGACAUUCCUGAUACUCCUCACAGAAUUACAGUACCGGACACACAUGAAGCUCGAGAGAGUAUAGUAAAGGACUUUGCUGCACGCUGUGGUGAAAUUUUGAAAGAAGCGAUGAAGUGGGCGUCGUCUGUUACCAAAUCUCACCUACAGGAGUACCUAAAUAAGCAUCAGAACUGGGUUUCUGGUCUUUCUCAGCACACUGGUUUGGCGAUGGCCACUGAGAGCAUCCUUAACUUUGCCGGCUACAAUCGGCAGAGCAUGACUCUCGGGAUUGCUGAGGUUAUUGGCCAGAUAAAGCUGUUUACUCGUGUAUCUGUGUACCUGCUGGGCUGGGGGCUUGGUGGUUGGUUUGCUGGGUGUCUUUAUGAUUCUGCUCCCAAGGCUGCUUUCCCUCAGGCCACCCAGCUGACUGAUCGACCCACCUGUGUGAAGAAGGAUUACUCCAACUUCAUGUCCUCGCUGAACCUGAGGAACCGCUACACCGGGGAGGUGGCAGGGAUGGUUCAGUUUGCUGCAGCUACACACAGUGAGUCUGAUCUGAGUCGGCUGAUGGUCGGUCAGAUGAGUGAAGCUUUAGAAGCGAAGGAUUCGGAUUCGUUCACACAGAGCAUGUUUAAAAUGACGGCUCUGCUCAUCAGUGUUAAAGAUUACGACCCGCAGCUGCUGCACCACCUCUGCUGGUCUCCUCUGAAGAUGUUCACUGAGCACGGCAUGGAGACGGCUAUUGCAUGCUGGGAAUGGUUCCUUGCUGCCUGUAAUGGAGUGGAAGUCCCGUUUAUGCGUGAGAUGGCGGGGGCGUGGCACAUGACGGUUGAGCUGAAGAUGGGCCUGUUUUCAGAGACUGAGUUGGAGGCGGAUCCUUUAGCAGCAUCAGAGGAGAGUCAGCCAAUGCCCCGCCCCCCUGACGUUACUCCACACGCCCUCUGGAUCGAGUUUCUGGUGCAGAGGUUCGAGAUCGCUAAAUACUGCAGCGCAGAUCAGGUGGAGAUUUUUACCGGCCUCCUCCAGAGGGCGCUAUCGCUCAGUGUGGGCGGAGCCAAGAGCUGCCUGAACCGUCAUGUGUCCGCUAUCGGACCUCGUUUCAGGCUCCUGACUUUAGGCCUGACCCUCCUGCACGCCGACGUCGUCACCAACGCCACCAUCCGCAACGUCCUGAGAGAGAAGAUCUACUCUACAGCCUUCGAUUACUUUAGUGUUGCUCCAAGGUUCCCCACUCAGACUGAGAAGCGUCUGCGGGAGGACAUUAGCGUCAUCAUUAAAUUCUACGCCUGUCUGCUGUCUGAUAAGAAAUAUCUCACAGCCAAUCAGCUCGUCCCCCCAGAUCCUCAGGACGUGUCGGUGAACAGUCUGUCAGUGAUGGCGGUGGCAGAUUCCCGGAGCAGUCUGGACGCUGCCGUGGGCUCCAGACAGCCGGCCAUGCAGGGCUGGAUCAACACCUACCCCCUGUCCAGCGGCAUGUCCACCCUGUCCAAGAAAUCAGGUCUGUCAAAGAAAAGCAACAGAGGCUCUCAGCUACACAAAUAUUACAUGAAGCGCAGAACACUGUUACUGGCCUUACUGGCGAGUGAGGUGGAGCGUCUGACGACGUGGUAUAACCCGCUGGGAACUCAGGAGCUGCAGAUAUCGUCUGAACAGUCGGUGGAGACCAGCAUCGUCAACUGGAGAUCAAAAUACAUCAGUCUGACGGAAAAGCAGUGGAAGGACAACGUGAACCUGGCCUGGAGCAUCUCGCCCUACCUCGCCCUCCAGCUGCCCGGCAGGUUUAAGAACUCUGAGGCUAUCGUGUCGGAGGUCACGCGUCUGGUGCGCAUGGACCCCGGAGCGGUCAGUGACGUUCCAGAAGCUGUAAAGUUUCUGGUCACGUGGCACACUAUUGAUGCCGACUCUCCGGAGCUGAGCCACAUCCUGUGCUGGGCUCCAGCAGAUCCUCCCACAGGCCUGUCCUACUUCUCCAGCAUGUACCCCCCCCACCCCCUCACCGCUCAGUACGCCGUGCGCGUCCUGUGCUCCUUUCCUCCGGAUGCCAUUCUGUUUUACAUCCCGCAAAUUGUUCAGGCCCUCCGCUAUGACAAGAUGGGGUACGUGCGGGAGUACAUUCUCUGGGCGGCACAGAAAUCUCAGCUUCUGGCUCAUCAGUUUAUCUGGAAUAUGAAGACCAAUAUCUACACAGACGAAGAGGGACAUCAGAAAGAUCCUGAUAUCGGGGAGCUGCUGGAGCAGCUGGUGGAGGAGAUCACGGGUUCCUGUUCUGGUCCUGCUAAAGAUUUUUACCAGCGCGAGUUUGAUUUCUUCAACAAGAUCACCAACGUCUCUGCUAUUAUCAAACCAAUUCCUAAAGGUGAUGAGAGGAAGAGGGCGUGUCUCAGAGCUCUGUCUGAAAUCAAAGUUCAACCAGGAUGCUACUUACCGAGUAAUCCAGAGGCCAUAGUGAUAGACAUUGACUACAAGUCUGGAACCCCAAUGCAGAGUGCUGCUAAAGCUCCAUAUCUGGCCAAGUUUAAGGUGAAGCGCUGUGGAGUCAGUGAGCUGGAGAAAGAAGGUCUGCUGUGCAGAUCAGACUCGCUGGAGGAAGGCCGCAGUGAGGAAGAGGCUCAGAGGAUUUGCUGGCAGGCGGCCAUCUUUAAAGUAGGAGACGACUGUCGUCAGGACAUGUUGGCCUUGCAGAUAAUCGGUCUGUUUAAAAACAUCUUUCAGCUGGUGGGAUUGGAUUUAUUCGUCUUUCCGUACAGAGUUGUUGCUACAGCACCAGGAUGCGGGGUGAUCGAGUGUAUUCCUGACUGUAAGUCGAGGGAUCAGCUGGGCCGUCAGACGGACUUCGGCAUGUAUGAUUAUUUCAGGAAUCAGUACGGAGACGAGUCCACGCUGGCCUUCCAGAAGGCACGGUACAACUUUAUCCGAAGUAUGGCAGCAUACAGCCUCCUGCUUUUCCUGCUCCAGAUUAAAGACCGACACAAUGGAAACAUCAUGCUGGACAGUCAGGGGCACAUCAUUCACAUCGACUUUGGCUUCAUGUUUGAGAGUUCUCCUGGAGGAAACCUGGGCUGGGAGCCGGACAUUAAGCUGACUGAUGAGAUGGUGAUGAUCAUGGGAGGAAAGAUGGAAGCCACACCCUUCAAAUGGUUUAUGGAGAUGUGUGUGCGGGGCUACCUGGCCGUCAGGCCGUAUAUGGAUGCUGUGGUCUCCUUGGUGACGCUCAUGUUAGACACCGGUCUUCCGUGUUUCCGUGGUCAAACCAUCAAACUGCUGAAGCAGCGAUUUAACCCCAGCAUGAGUGAGAAGGAAGCAGCGGCCUUCAUGAUUAAAGUCAUCCAGAACUGCUUUCUCAGCAGCAGGAGUAAAACCUAUGAUAUGAUCCAGUAUUACCAGAACCAAAUCCCGUACUGAGCUGACAGCCGACAGUACAGUUACAGCUGGACCCUUACUAAAAUCUCAUGUAUGUUUUAUGGAAGAACUGUUACAUCUGUGUGUGUGUGUGUGUGUGUGUGUGCGCACAUAGAGUGUUAAUGCACAGUGUUAAAUAGGGGUGGGACAAAAUAUCAAAAUCAAUAUAUUCUAUUGUUUUGUUUGCGAUACAUUAUUCAUCAAAUAUGUUUUUUUUUUUAUUUAUUGAAACAGGCGCUCUAAACCCCCUAAGCCCCGCCCUCAAUUAGAGGAGUUACUAAAGUUACUGCUUCAUUCCACAUGGUGGCGCUAUAAUCUAAUGAAUAGGGUUAACAAAACCUUCAGUGAAGAAUAUCGGUUGCUAAAUUGUGUAAAACUGAACCAAUAAAUCUAUAAUUCCUGGUAUUUGAUUAUUUAGGAGUAUUUUAUUCUCUUCAGAAACACAGACGAUGUGAAAGAUCAUAGAAUUGUGUUGUGAUUUAUCGACUAUCACAGAAUCACAGUAUCGUGAUCUUAUCGUUAUUGUGGGCAGUGUAUCGUGAUAUUGUAUCGUGAGAUGCCCUGUGAUCCCACCCCUAGUUUUAACAUGUUUGCCUCCCUUGUUGUGGAAUUUUGAUUGCCUGUUUGUUCAGUACUCUCUGCACUUUAUACGCCUGUAAUGCACUUGCAAGUUUUUAAUCUUUUAUUGAGUUCUUCAAAUGAAUAUCCAUAUAUGAACCAUUUCUCCCUUUCAGAUAUUCUUUUUUUUUUUUCAUUUUGACAACUUUUUACAUAAAAAAAAUAAAAUGUGCCUCAUGUAGACUUGUAGAGAGAAAUGGUUAAAAUGGUUAUUGGUUGAAACCGCGCUGCCCUGCUGAUGUACUGUUAACUGCAUGGCUUCAGUGUGUGAGAAAAACAGCGCAGUAAAGGGCAGCACUUUAUUCUACAGUAUGGUAAGUGACUAGUAUGUAAUAUGUAAAUAAGUUAAAGGUAACAAUACUAGUGAUUUUACGGUACUUUAGUAAGGCAGUGGUAACUACUAGUAAAACUACCAGCUGCCAGGUUUUAGGACACAUGCUUCAUACACGUUAAAUAUUCAAAUUCACUAGUAUAUACUGUAUCUACAUUCUGAAUAAGACAAUAAGAGAACAGUUACUAUUUAAUCUGUUAUCAAACCCCAAAACCAGCACAGCUCCAUUUAUCUGUUAUCAAACAUGAGCCAUUAAUUCAGCUCGGAAAAGUUAGCAUUGCCCGUUAGCUAAUGGGCUAAUCGGUCAUUUUUUGACUUAAAAAACGCCAGUGCAGAAAAUAUAUAAGAAGAGAUUUGUGCUAAAAUAUAAUAUGUAAAAUAUAAAAUAUAAUAAUAAUAAAAGUGAUGAAAAUGAUUAAGAAAUAUUAAUUAAUCACAGAGCAUCAGUUGCCAGUACUAGUAGUUACCAUUGCGUUGCUUCUUACUAUUUACCUAUUAAAUAGUAAUUACUCACAUACUGUGAAAUAAAGUGCUACCCACUGAAGUUUAUUAUGCCUCAACAUUACAGACUUAUCAAGAGUUUGUAGCUUUCAUCUCUUUAAAGUCUCAAAACAUACGAUUGAUCACUGAAUGCUGUUUUCUGUGCACUUGCUAUGAUGACACCUGGCAUUUGAGUCUUGCUGUAAGAAAUCCCAGUUUCUUGCUUCUCUUUCGAGAUUGAAAUUGCUUUUUCUAAAAUACGAGCACUAAAUAUAAUUAAUAAGAGAUUUACAUUAAUUUAAAUAUAAAAAUAUGUACAUUGAUAUGUCUAUAAAAUACUGUGCAUCAUAUCUGACUGAUGGCUUUGUAACUUGCUAACUGCACUAAGUUUGUGUUCAGUUGUGAACCAUUGUUCACCAAGACUGAAGGUCUUUAAAUCAGUGAUUAAUAAAAUCAUAUAAAUUUUUUUAAGGUUUUAGAAAUACUCCAUCCUGCCCUGCUGGGUGAGAAUUACAGACUAUUUCAGCCUGUGAAAAUUUGUUAGAUACACACCAAUCAGAACCAGAUCAGCCCGAGGUCCUAUUUAACCAAUCACAGCUUGUUUACAGUAUGUGCCUCAGUGUUGAACAGAUUGUGAAGUGAUUUUAAUAUUUGUACACUCGUUUACAUGUUUGUCAUUUUUCUGAAUCUUUUCUAUCCUGCACUGUUUUUGGAUGGAUACAGCCUGAGAUGUUUAAAUAAAUUAUUAUAUGGAAA